AUUAUUUGACAUUCACGUUUAAAUUCAAGUUAGUUAGAAAUGUGAGUUAGUUUUAUGGUAAAAAUGGAUUAUUCCAAUGAAGAAAAGCGUGACAUGAUUGAAACCUACAUUAGAUGUGAUAGAAAUGCUGGACCAGCCUUUGAUUACUAUUUUGGGAGGUAUUUUGACCGUAGUCAGCUGUCCUUCAAAACACUCAAAAGAUUAUACGACAAUUUGAUUUGGGCACUUAUAUGGAAGCUUUACACAGCCACCAAAGGGUGUUAACGUUGCAUUUUGAGAUGAGUGGAGAAAUCGAGGUCCCAGAAACGCCCAACUGGCUGAACGAUUUGGAAGCGAAACGGGAACGAAGACUCAAAGUGAGAUUGGGGCACGAAGCUGGAGCCGGGGCUCCCUGCCUCAAAUGCGGCGAUAAAUGUCCGGGGCUGGACCUGCACUUUUGGAGGAAGGCAUGCAAGAUUUGCCGCUGCCCCAAGGAAGAGCACGACGUUCCUGAUGACGAUAUCUAUGGCUGGGCGCAAUUUCAAUUACUGGGCAGUAAACCGAAUAAAAUCAAAACAAAAAUUGUUCUUCCCGGGAGAAAUGACGAGGUGGAGCUGGACUGGGCCCCUAAAGGGCAGAAAGACACCAUUGACAAAUAUCUUCAAACACUGCCGACGGAAGCUUUGCCAGUUAAAGGUUCUCAAGCAGCCCACCAAAGAAAGCAGCUCCUGCAGAAGCAGAUUCCGAUUCACGACAUCGACCCCAGCCUAUGCCAUGAACUCAACGAAGAAGAAGUGGCCAAAAUGGAGGAGUAUAUCGGACACAUCAAAAACAGUUCGGUGGGAGUAGGACAAAUAGUUAGUUUAUCCAACGUGAUUAAUGCGAAUAUACACAACAUCAGCCCUCAAGAGGCCCAUAUAAUCGCCAGCCGCUACUCGCAAGGAGUACCCUUAAGUGAAAUCGUGAAAGUCCAGGCGGAUUUGGCACAAAGUCUGGAAAAUCUAGCUCUUGACCGAUCCAGAACCCCAAAGAACCAAUCGAAACUGCCUAAUAUGCAGCCAGUCAAGUCGACGCCCAUCAUUGGGAACGAAAGCCUGAACGCCAGUUCACCGGCUUCGAAAUUCAAGGACAUUACCCAUCCUUGGUACUCAACCUCUAGUGCUGCAAGAGCUUUGAAUGCUCAAUUCCCAGAAGCACUAAAAUCCACUGGGACUGUGCCUUGUCUAGACUGUUCAGUAGACGACAAGAUGAUGCAAGGAACAAAGUUCAAUCCGGCUUUAACUCCCGGUCAGUUUGUAAAAAACUGCUCCCCAGGUCAUAGAUCGAGAGAUCAAGAAAUUGAGCUCAAUAAAGAUGCUCCACAUAUUCCUGGCUAUAACAGUUUAACCCAUCCAUCUGUUAACCGCAAAAGCCAUGACCAGUACGGUUUUGAGAACCCUUAUUUCAACCAGAAACAGUUACCUGAAUAUAGUCCAUUCAAGUAUCACAUUCAGUCUGAGACGCAAGACCCACAAUUACCUAAAACUGUUAAAGACUUGAUGUACAGCACGUACGAUGCCACCAAAAGACCCGCAACUCAGAGCCAGGUCGAUAAAGAUCGGAAAGAUUACAACGAUGUAUUGCAUAAGCACAAACAAGCUGAUCGCUCCUCAGACAACAGGCACAUUAUACCUAAAUAUGAUCCGUUAGUUGAAAAAUCGGCCCACGAAGAUUUUAGAUACCCUCAAUCAGGAGACCUGCACACCCACCUAAUAGACGAGAACAACGCUAAUCGAAGCAUUGGAAAAAAAUUACCCCAAUUUGAGACCAGGGCGGAAAAAUUCAGCCCUGAAUGUUACGGAUAUCCGGAUGACGGAAUGGGACAGAGGCCUGGGCAAGAAAACCUUUCACGUGCCACAAAUCUUGGAGGCAACGUUCCUAAUUUUGCUCCAGAAGCUGGAUAUCCAAACCCAGAAAGCUCUUGGAUCAUUCCAUCCAUAAGGCCGGAGCCUGAAGAAGGCAGCUAUGCUCAAAGAAAUAUGGCUUCUGAUAGUCCGCAUACAAAUAUCUUGAAACAGGCCGAGUCUAAUUCAAAUAAGAUGCGGGGCCCCUUACAUUUGCUGGAGCCCCGGCAGCUGAUCGUGCGUGAAGACCAUUUAGAACCAUAUAUGGUGAACGUGGGCCCGAUCCAGGACAUUAAUCCCGAAAUUAAGGCUGCGACUACGGAACUGAACCCAGGGUUCGAUCGGGAUAGCGUGUAUAGCGACAGCUGCUCCGAUUUCAGUCCUGAGAACAUUAAGGACAUUUUGGGAGAUAUUAAGUUGCCCGAUUGCCAUUACUGCAAAAAGCCCUUCCAGGAAAGCGAAUUUGCCAUUACCAUCGAUAGGGCUAGUGCCCUCUUCCAUGCUCAAUGCUUCAGAUGUGCCGGAUGCAAUCAGAACCUGGCAGACAACAUCUAUUUCUAUCACAAGGAAACAGACAACGUCUAUUGUGGAAGGGAUUACGCGAAGAUCAAGGGCUACCCCAGGUGCUCAGCGUGCGACGAACUCAUAUUCACUAAGGAAUAUUGUCUGGCCGAAGAUGCCACGUUCCACUUGAAGCAUUUCUGUUGCUUCCAAUGCGACGUGCCCUUGGCUGGCCAGGAUUACACAAUAGAGGAAGAGAAACCUUACUGUCUGCCCUGCUAUGAAACGUCAAAAGCGGCCACGUGCAAUGCCUGCGAAAAAAUAAUCAAACCAGACGAAAGAGGGUGUCAAUUGAAUGGAGUGCAUUUUCAUGCAGAGGACCGCUGCUUCAGUUGCAUCGUAUGCAAGGUACCCUUGAUGGGAAAGAAGCUAUUGCUGCGUAACGACAAGUUAUUUUGUUCUCACGCAUGCUUCAAUGUGGCAAAGAACUAAAUGGUUCACUAAGAAAAUCGGGAAAUCCUAUUAUAUAGAAAGUAUGAGCCUUGCCGGGUGCCUUCUCCAUGGUCCACCAAGCUAUUGUAUAUUCAAGUCUGUUCCUAUUAACGCUACAAGUUGUGAUUUUGUGCCUAAUUAAAUAUUCUACCAUAAUCCCGUUGAUGAUGCAUUUGACUACUUUAGUAUUUUAUAAACAUAUUUCUACAACCUGAAUAAAGUGCCAAUUAUA
Messenger RNA from Dendroctonus ponderosae (mountain pine beetle), 3087 nucleotides. RefSeq lists its product as uncharacterized. The coding region runs from base 231 to 2855 and encodes 874 amino acids. Gene Ontology annotation, molecular function: zinc ion binding. The transcript is spliced from 6 exons. The record is from RefSeq and is a predicted model, not a curated record. NCBI's taxonomy places the organism in Eukaryota, Metazoa, Arthropoda, Insecta, Coleoptera, Curculionidae.